AUGCCACCAAAAUCUAAACAAAAUUCUGUCAAAUCCAACAGUAAAAACAAACCAACGUCCGCUAGUAGCCAAAACAUCAACGAUAACAGCAAACCACCUAUGGAGAAUGCCACAGCCGCCAACCAGCCACCUCUCGUAGCUGAGAAGUCUUCUGCACCGCCGGUGAGCAAUGUUUUGGCACCAGCAAGCAAGGACGAACAAAUUGGAGCGGAAAAUGUUAAUAAAAACCCAUAUAUUGACGUAGUUCAGAAGAGACUUCGAUCGUUGAUUAAGCGACGUGUGAAAUAUCUUCAAUGCGAGGAGAUGUUGAAGAACGGAAAUCAGGCACUAAACCAAGAUCAAAUUCAAGCAUUGGAGCGAAAAAAUGAAGUCGAAUUCGCCAUCCAAGAAUUCGAAUCAAUCAUCAAAAACUUGAAUGCGGUCGAGAAUGAUGAGCUCAAGAGCUUGAAAAUGCAAAAGAAGGUUCAAGAAACUGAGCGUGAUGAGGCCGUUGCAAAGGCGGUUAAAGAAACGGAGGAAUUCUACGCGAGUUCCAUUAUUAGUCUCCUUCAAUUCUUCCGCCUAGUACAUUAUCAAAACGUCAGCAUCGUUCAAAUGUCAGAAAUUGAAAACGAGGCGGUCACCCAUUUCCGCGAUUUACUUAACCACCUCGCAGGAGACGCCCUAAUAGAGGAGAAACGAGAAUCAACAGUCCGUGAAGUACUAGCCCACGUCAAAAAAUUGCACCAGGGAGAUGAUGAAGUUGUGCAUCGGCCAGUGUCCAAUAAUGAAGUCGAAGAGGAGUCCGGUGGUGGAAUUUCAUAUUCUAACAUCCACUCACUUGCCAUCAGUCCACCAAUAGCGGAGAACUUGGACGAGACUCUCAGUACUGUGGAAACGGUCCAAGACACCACCGCCGAAGAAAUAGUUACUGUUCAGCAGAAUAAUGUUCAAGCAGAUCAUGCUUAUUCUGAGGAUAUUGAAAUUGUCGAAACUCGCACCAUGCCUCCUGGUGGCUUCAAGUUUAUGGUUACUCCAGACAAUUUAACAGGUGACAGAGUUCCAAGUAUUAAUGACAACAAUACUACACAAUUCAACAAAAAUCCGUCAGAAAAUUUCGAUGAAAAUCAACCACCAUUCUUACAAAUCACUGAACAUCCACUAGUCUUCCAACAUCCACCUCGCCCGACCAUCGUUGAACAGCAGCAAAUACUUCCUCCUCCCCAACAAGUACUUCCUCUUCCCAAUAAUGAUCAACUACAACACGAAAAUUUCACCGUUAACAACCUUCAAAAUAUUGCAUCGAUCCCCACCCAAGCAGAAGAAACCCUUUCCCAAGUCCAGGAAUCGUCAACCACCACCCAACAAAUUGCCCUUCAACACCAACAAAUAUCAUCUGUAAAUAUAAAUAAUGAUAACAUUUUAAAGCAAACCACCACCACAAUAUCUCAGAAAUCACAUGAACAACCAAAUUCACCAAACCAACCCCCUAAAUCAGUUUCGGCGAAUAAUUCUACUGAUAACACUAUUCAUCCAACAUCAAACUACUCGCCAAAGUUGCCGGAACCACAUAUUGUAAAUCAUACUUCACAACAUCACAUUCCAGAAGUAAAUCAUUCAUCACAUAAUAGCAAUUCGCCAAAUUCGGUUCACAUCGUUGCUGAACAAAAUCAACAUAAUCAAAAUGUAGGCGAAAAACGUCGGGAUCCGCGACCAAUUGCCGCCGCCCCCUCAUCUUCACAUCCAAAUCCUCACCCAAAAGAUGGUAACAAUUCGAGAUCAGAAGAACGCCGCAACAGCAAUCCGAUACAACGACGUAACAGCAAUAAACGAUACAGCAAUCAACAGCGCCAAAAUGAUCGUCGACAAAAUAAUUACCAAGCACAAAAUGGGCAAGAGAAUUUCGGACGAAAUGGAUCACCAUCCAGAAUUCAACAAACAGAUUCGCAAAAUCCGGCUCCCUCGCUACCACAAGCACCACAAAAUCCUGCAAACCAACCAGCUGCCCAAUCGAAUAAUCCGAAUAAUCCAAAUAAUCCACCUGUGAAUCCAUUAGCCAAGGACAAUAUCGAAAUUCAUAUAGAGGCAAUAAUAACCGAGGGGGCUCUUUCCGAGGCCAAGGCGGAAAUAACAAUCAAGGUCUUCGGCGUGAUGGAAACUUCCGCGAAGGCAACAACAGUGGAAAUUAUCAAAAUGGUGGAUAUCGCAGCGGACGUGGAGGAAGUUUCAACCGAAACAGCGCUGGAUAUCAAGGCGUCCGAAAUGGCAACAAUGCCUCUAACAACAACACCUUCAAACACCAGGCACAAGUUGGAGUAA
Messenger RNA from Ambispora gerdemannii, 2298 nucleotides. The record is from the annotation of a GenBank genome assembly. NCBI's taxonomy places the organism in Eukaryota, Fungi, Glomeromycota, Glomeromycetes, Archaeosporales, Ambisporaceae.